AUGCGGAUGCAGGGCUGCGACGCGUCGAUCAUGAUCGUGAACUCGAAUGGCGACUACGAGUGGCGGAACACCGCCAACCAGUCGCUCAAGCCGGAUGGGUUUCAGGCCAUUCUGAGCGCCAAGGCCGCCGUAGACAGCAACCAGCAGUGCCAGUACAAGGUGUCGUGCGCGGACAUCAUGGCCCUCGCCGCCAGAGAAGCCGUCUACCUGAGUGGCGGGCCGUACUACCAGGUGCAGCUCGGCCGGUUCGACGGCAGGGUGUCGACCAGGGACAGCGUCCGGCUGCCGAGCGUCAACUUCACCCUGGACCAGCUCAACGCCUUCUUCUCCGGCCUCGGCUUCUCCCAGGCCGAAAUGAUCGCCCUCCUAGUGUGCAGACGAGUGGACGAGAAGUUCAGCAUAGCUGUCAUCGAUGCAAGUCUAAUGCAAUGGCUAAAGAUCAGCAUAGCUGUCAUCAGCCAAACUGAUGCUGCGGUCGCUGUGCAGACGAGUGGACGAGAAGAUUGGUUUUUACAUUACUUUUCAUAUAUCUAUGUGCAGUCUCAUAGUUUAAAUGAACAGCAGGCACAAUAA
Molecule: messenger RNA, 573 nt
Organism: Miscanthus lutarioriparius
Lineage: Eukaryota; Viridiplantae; Streptophyta; Magnoliopsida; Poales; Poaceae
Source: the annotation of a GenBank genome assembly